Betta splendens (Siamese fighting fish) is the source of this 5685-nucleotide messenger RNA. It is a transcript of the gene usp40, whose product is annotated as ubiquitin specific peptidase 40. The record is from RefSeq and is a predicted model, not a curated record. The coding region runs from base 458 to 4327 and encodes 1289 amino acids. Gene Ontology annotation, cellular component: nucleus; cytosol. NCBI's taxonomy places the organism in Eukaryota, Metazoa, Chordata, Actinopteri, Anabantiformes, Osphronemidae. Gene Ontology annotation, molecular function: cysteine-type deubiquitinase activity; cysteine-type endopeptidase activity. The transcript is spliced from 31 exons. Gene Ontology annotation, biological process: protein deubiquitination.
CAAACAUGGCUGCCUACUGUCUACCAGAUGUAUUUUUAUUUAUGUUUCGUUUAUUGUCAGCUUCAAGACAGGUAAAGGAAAAAGGCGUAAUUCUUCGAAGCUUUAGUGAAACACAACUUAAUUAACGGAGUCUUUAUAAUCUCGGUUGAAACCGACAGCAAAACUGUCCUUACAUUUUCACUGAUCAAAGUCUUGGAUUGAUUUGACUCUUGUUAGCGUGUUAAGCUAGCUAAACAACACAGCUGCGAGCUCAGCGUAUAUCCUGCCGUUAGUAGCCGCUAUGUUUAGCCCCGUGAAGUCUUCUUAUUUCAGAGUUAGCCCGGCCAUCGUCAACAGAGAACUCGGCAAGACUAAGAUGAGAUAGCGAGAGGGCACGGGAGAGUGCUAACACACGGACCGCGACGAGGCCGAGCACCGGCGAAACCGAGAGACACCCGAGUAAAUAAAGUCACGCAGCAUGUUUGGGAAUCUUUUCGAGGAAGACGAGGAGGAAGGCGUCUCCUCUGCUUCCCCCAAAGGAAGAGUUGCGAAGGGGGGCGAUGAGCCACCUUUACCCCGAGGAAGAAGCAAUCUGUGCGGCAUCAAGAACCAGGGCGGGACUUGCUACCUCAACUCUCUGCUCCAGACGCUGCUGUUCACGCCAGAGUUCAGAGAGGAGCUGUUCAGUUUAGGGCCAGAGGAAAUAGGAUGCUUGGGAGAUAGAGAUAAACCAGACUCCAAAGUCAGAGUGAUCCCACUGCAGCUCCAGAGGCUGUUUGCCAGUCUGUUGUUGGUGGACCAGCAGAGCGCCUCCACAGCAGACCUCACCGACAGCUUUGGCUGGAACAGCAGCGAGGGGACAAAUCAGCAUGAUGUUCAGGAACUGAACAGGAUUUUGUUCAGUGCAUUGGAGCACUCUCUUGUGGGCACCGGCGGUAGUACAUUUAUCCAGCGGCUCUACCAUGGGACUAUUGCAAACAGCAUUGUGUGCAAGGAGUGUGGAAACAUCAGUCAGCGUCAGGAGGACUUCCUGGACCUGACUGUGUGUGUUUGUGGAGUGUCUAGUCUGGAGGAGGCUUUGUGGAACAUGUUUGUAGAAGAAGAGAUGUUUGAGGGCAAUAACCUGUACCGCUGUGCACAGUGUGACAGGCUGGUCACCGCAGCCAAGUCUGCAAAGCUGCAGAAGCUCCCUCCAUUUUUGACCAUGUCGUUGCUGAGAUUCAGCUUUGACUUCGCUAAAUGUGAGCGAUACAAGGAGACGGGACGAUAUAGCUUCCCCCUCACCAUCAACUUACGGCCAUUUUGUGAACAGACCAAAGGAGAUGAUUCUGAUUACUUCUAUGAGCUGUUUUCUGUGAUUAUCCACAAGGGUGGCUGUUAUGGUGGCCAUUACCAUGUUUACAUCAGGGAUAUCGACCAGCUUGGUCAUUGGGAGCCAUCGGAGGAGGAUUGCAAACCUAAGACUCAGAAGAAAGUCAAGUUGGAGGUCAAGGAAGCUUGUGAGCCUAAACUACAAGCAGAUGAUCCUCUGUCUGUCCUCGCUGCCAUCAUUUCUCAGGAGUCCUCAAAGAGUGUUCUGGUGGACCAGCUGGGCCAGAAACUCAUGGAUAAGAUUGGGUCAUCCUGGAACAAGAAGUUCAGAAAACACUAUGGUCCCAUAGGAAAGUUCCUGCAUUCCCACAAUGAUGUUUUCAUAUUGGUGUCCAAUGGUACUCGAGUAGCACUGAAGGCCGACCCACCGAGUUCUGUGACUGAGCCUCCUGUCCCACGAGAACAGACCAAUAACGCUGAUUCAUCGGCAGCUUCGGAACCAGAACCUUUUGAGCAACAUGCUGGACCAGACCAAAGACCAGAGCCUGUGAAAGAGCAGGGUAGCCACUGGUUUGAUCUUAACGACUCCACAGUGACCCCCAUCAGGGAGUCUGACAUAGAGAAGCAGUUCCAGGGCAAAGAGAGUGCAUACAUGCUGUUCUACAGAAAAACACAGCUGCACAGGCCAGGCGAAGCUCUGAAUAACCCCCAAUAUAAAGUUCCUUCUCACCUUGUCCAGUUGGCUCAGGAGGAGAACAUCAAACUGCAACAGAUGCGGGAUAAGUUUGAAGCCACCAAUAAUACGGUGCAGCUGCGCCUGCACCUGGCGCCCAGUUACCGGCUGGAGAACGGAGCCUUGCAGCCUGCCAACAAGGGGCUGAACGAGAGCACAGCCCUCAGUUUUGACCGUAGGAAGACCGUGGGAGACCUGCGAUUAACCAUUUAUCAGAUGCAGGAAUUCUGGGAAGGAGACAUGGCUUUGACUGUGGCCAGGAACCUUCCUGCAGGUCUACACCUCUACAAUACUCUUAUAGAUGACAGUGUCUCUCUGUAUAGUGCAGGCAUCUACACAAACUCUGACUUGUUUGUGUGGAAUGGCAAGGAGGUGUGUGGUGCCACUAUCCUAACUGGAGCUGAGUGGGAGCCAGUCCUGCUGACUGUGGUCCGCCCCUUUUUGGGGGAUGAUGGGGCGAAGGAGACGGGUGAUGUGGUGGCUGGUGAGGAUGAGGGAGGCGCUUUGGAAAAUGGGGGACCCGGGCUUAAAAGUGAAUCACGAGGGUUCGCAGGUGGUGCAACUCUUGGGGAGGUUAAGGAAGCGCUCGGGGAGCCUAAAGAGAGUGUUCUGUGCCAAAAGAGAGGACAACAGGGAGCAGAGGAGGGAGGAGGGGCAAGUGGUUGGAGGGUGUUCCCCCCCGAUGACAUGCACCGGACACUGAAGGAGCUGUCAUUAAAAGAUGGCGACGCACUGUUGGUGCUGGAGCCACAGUCGUUUGACAGCAGUGUGUUCACUCUAAACGGAGACGUCGUCACCGUGACUACACCGUCUGACUGCCGCUGGCUUCAGGUGGAGUUUCGACCACAUGAAGGGGGAGGAGGUAAAGGGGAGAAACAGGAGGAGAGGAGGAAAAUCAAGGUUCCAGCCACAGGGAACAUGCUGCUGUGUGAAGUGAAACAAAGGGCCAUAGAGGAGCUGCAGCUACAGGAGGAACCAGGUGCACCGUACUGUCUAAGACAGGUGGACUGCACAGGGAAACUCCUUCCUCCAGUGUGCGAAGAGCUGAGCAUCCGGGAAGCAGGGGUGAGACUUAUGACGACACUCACCCUCUGUCCUGGAAAUGCCCCCAAGGCUUCACAGCUUUUCCUGCACUUUUCUGUGGGCACAGCGCCCUCUGCUGGCAUGGAGAUGGGCAUAAUCCUGGAGAGGGCUUGUUCCGUUAAAGAGUGUUUGAAGUCAAUGUUGGAAUCUGUUGGACUUGAUGGCACCUGUUGGCACUUGAGAAGGCUUGAUUGGUGUGAGGAGGUUGGGGAGCCAUUAAUGGAUGAAGAUGCUUCUCUGUCAGAGCUCAAGAUCAUCAGUGGGGAGACGCUGGUGAUCACAGAAGGACACCUGCCUCCAAAGGGUUUCCUCAAGCUGUCUGUGUGGCUGUAUCUGGACCCCAAAAUCACGGAAACAUAUUUAAAUUGUGUUGAAAGCCGCAACACUGAUGAGCAGCUGGAGGGUGCUGUAACUGCAGAUGGAAUGAGUCAUUCGCCUAAUCUGUGCGGUAACGGGACCGAGCUGAUCAGCGUGGGGCAGGUGGAGAUAUCAGAUGAAGCCACUCUGGAGGAGCUCAAGUCUCAGGUGUUGACGCUUCCUGCUCUCCAAAAUGUUUGUGUGCCAACCACAGCGUUCUUACGUGUGUGGCAGCUGGAGGGGCAGAGGCUGGCGCGAAUCCUCAGAGGACAGCAAGUCACCCUGAGGAAACUAAAGCUCACCAGUGGAACAGACGUGUGCGUGCAGCAACUGCUUAAAGAGGAAGAUCUAGGCCCUAAGGAGGUGUUGCUUCAUGUUAAGAUGGGCGUGCCGGGAGAGCGGAGUUACUACCCUCCAGAGGAACUGGUUUGGGAUGCUUCCCGUGACUCUUCCCCUCGUUCUCUCCGCACCUACGUGGCUGCACAUUACGGGCUCUCCCCCGACUCUCUGUUGUUGGCUAAACACCAGCCAGACAAACACAUCUGGGAAGAAAUCUCAAACUGGAGUCAGCAAGUGUCCAAAAAGAAGAAGAAGAAAAAGGCAGAAUCACUCCUGGGAGCACCACUUCACAUCAAAGAUGGCGACACAAUAGGCAUCAAGAAUCUUCUGAUUGACAACAACAGAAACUUCAUCACCCUGCAGGAUGAGCAGGGUCAACAGAGGCUCAGAGAGCAGGCAGAGCAGCACAAGAAAAGGGACCGAGCUGCGCCCUCUGACGCUGCUGGACUACAGAAAAAGGCUGGACAGCCCAAGACGAGGAAACCAGAGGUGGCUCUGUCUAUCAACGUUGGGGUAUUCAGAUAGCACUCCGCUCCCUCGGGUGCACGGACACACAAGGACACUACAGUAAACACACGCUGCGCUGAAGUUAAGACAAUCUGAUACAAUCUGUAUCAGCCUUGUGCCAGUUGAUUUUCUUUUUCUUUUUUAUACCUGAACCUGCCCGGUUUGCUCUUGACAGAUUGAGAAGGAGGCACUUUGCUUUGCUGUUUUGUAACAACUAAUGAAAUGAAUUAUUUCUAUGCAAUAUUAAUGGUUAUUAUAUGUUUAUUAGGUUACAUGAUUUUCUUGCUUUCCGUUUACACAAGGUCUCAAAAAACUGCCACAUACUGUAAACCCUUUUAGUAAUUAGUUUUUGAGAGUUGAUAGUUGAGACCCCGAUGCCCUGAGGGAUUUUCUUUUUUUUUUGGGUGAGGCUCAGUAACAGUGUUGUAACAUUUUUGAGAGCAAACCACUAUUAAGAGCCUGUGGCACCAAAUGGGAGCAAACUGGAGUUCCAGGCUCAAAUAGUGUUAUUAAACCACAGUCGCCAGUUACCGUUUGUCUUCAAGGUAAGUCAUGUAAUACACGCAUUGCUGUUGAUCAUGAGCUGUACAAAUGAUUUCUUUUAAUUCAAUGGGCGAGAGGAGAGACAGGCCUUAACAUGGAGAAGCCUCAGCGCUGCCGUCUCCCCUACCUCACCCUCUACCUCUCUGACUCUACCUCUGUCUUUUCCCUCACAGUUGUUGCAGUGAUUUUUUUUUCCAUACUUUGAACUGUUGCUAUAUUACAGAUAAGUAUAGUUAAAGUAUUUAGACAUGUUGUUGGUGUAACCACACUCAUCAGUGCUUUAAUUAGAUCUGACCAUCUUGAUCUGUCAUUACACAUUCAGUACAGCUGUGUGAAGCAGAAGCAUCUUGUUCUAUAACCAUUCAAUAUAUGAUGCUAAACGGAGGCUAAAUGUGGCUCUGGGUAUAUACUGUAAAACAGCACAUUCAAAUUCUUCGUCCCUAUGAGAGUUAUGUAAAAAAGGGAUUCUCUGUUUUCAUUUAAGAUAUUGUUUGCAUGCACAUAUGAAGUUCAGGGAAGUAAAAAUGAUUUUUUAGAUCAUUUAUUUCAAAGGAAAUAAGUAAUUACUAUAUGAAUUGUGAAGAGUAGAGUUUUCUUUGCUACUGUUAAUCUGCCAAGAAUGUUUUGGGUUUUUGUUUGCAAGUUUGAAUUGAUUCUUUGUUACUUUUCUUUAUUAAAUAAACUCAAUCGUGGAAUAGAAUUUUGUAUUAUAACAAUGUGACGAUAUUGAUUUUUGUUGUUACUAAAAUACACUGCUCUACUGUAUUAUGGCAGUGGACAUCUGAUUGUAUCUGCUCAUAGUAUUUUAUAACAAUAAAGGUAUACUGUAGUAA